AUGUCAUCUUCCUCUUCGUCGGACACCAGAGAAGCCGUAAAAUACUUUAUAAACACAGUGGUAGCCGCGACACAACUAAUUCUGGAAGAAGAGGAGGAGGAGGUUUCGUCACAACCACGAAACAGGAACCUGACCAUCGACCGAGACCGAGAAAGUGCUCACGAAAGAUUAGUCACCGAUUUCUUUGCCGACGAACCGUUGUACUCGGAGAGUAUUUUUAGACGUCGCUUCAGAAUAAGUCGUCGACUGUUCUUACGUAUAGCCGACGAUUUAGCCGCUUAUGACCAUUUUUUUACAUUGCGACACGAUGCUAGAGGCAAAAGGAGCUUCACCACCUUACAGAAAUGCACUGCGGCGAUUCGUCAACUAGCUUAUGGGACGGCGGCCGAUGCUUGGGACGAAUACCUAAAGAUGUCCGAAAGAACUGCUAGAGAAUGUGUAUACAAGUUUUGCACAAAUUUGUGGAUCGGUCCUGAUACGAGGUUUACAGUUUCGGGAGUGGAGUACAGAAGCGGGUAUUAUCUUGCCGAUGGAAUAUACCCACAGUACUCUACAAUUGUUAAAACCGUUAGGCAUCCGCCAGAUGAAAAAAGAAAGAAAUUUUCCAAGUUUCAAGAAGCGGCGAUAAAAGAUAUUGAACGGUGUUUUGGGGUUCUCCAACAAAGAUGA
Helianthus annuus (common sunflower) is the source of this 669-nucleotide messenger RNA. RefSeq lists its product as uncharacterized. Bases 1 to 669 code for a protein of 222 amino acids. Lineage: Eukaryota; Viridiplantae; Streptophyta; Magnoliopsida; Asterales; Asteraceae. The transcript has 3 exons. The record is from RefSeq and is a predicted model, not a curated record.